Messenger RNA from Pan troglodytes (chimpanzee), 1816 nucleotides. RefSeq names its product aspartate beta-hydroxylase domain containing 1 (gene ASPHD1). The record is from RefSeq and is a predicted model, not a curated record. Bases 484 to 1656 code for a protein of 390 amino acids. The transcript has 3 exons. Gene Ontology annotation, cellular component: membrane. Lineage: Eukaryota; Metazoa; Chordata; Mammalia; Primates; Hominidae.
CCCGGCUGAUUUGCUGUGCCACUGGGAGGGUUCGGGGGUGGCUGAGCUGAGAGGGCUCCGGGAAGGAGUGACGUCAGGGUGAGUGGGAGCCCAGGAAGGAGCGAGUAGGAGAGAGGGAGCGAGAGCCAGGCAGGACCGCAGGGUCGGGGCUAGUGAGGAGCGAGGGCAAGGAGAGAGCAGUGAGGCCGGAGAGAAAGAAGCUGCCGCGGAGGAAGACAGGCUGCGGGUUCCCGGGACUGCAGGUCCAGGCAGGGUAGGAACCGCUGCCCAGGGGAGCUAGGAGGAAGCGGGGAGAGAGAGCGAGCGAAAAGCGGGGGUGGGGAGGAAAGGGGGAGAUUGAGGUGGGAGAGAGAAGCAGAGCGAGAGAGAGGAGGCUGCUGGAAGGAGAAAGAAGAGGGUGAGGAGGCGACAGAGGGAGAGGAGGAAGAAGAGGUAGAAGGAGAGAGAAAGGGGAGAGAAAGGAGAGAGGAGGGUUGGAGGUGCAUGAAGGAGGGGAGAGGGAGCUUCAGCGUGGAGAGAGGAGCGCGGAAGGAGAGAGAGACAGCCCAGAGUGAAAUGUGGAAGGGAAACAGUCCAGCGGGGAGCCAGGGGGCAGCCAUGGAAGGGACAGGUGGGGAGCUGGGGGGACAGGGGAACUGGGGUCCGGAGGACGCCCCAGGCCUCUUGGCCAGGGCCUCCCUGAUCAUGCUCCCGUGGCCACUACCCCUGGCCUCCUCGGCCCUCACCUUGCUCUUCGGGGCCCUCACUUCCCUGUUCCUCUGGUACUGCUACCGCCUGGGCUCCCAAGACAUGCAGGCCCUAGGGGCUGGGAGCCGAGCUGGGGGUGUUCGUGGUGGGCCUGUGGGAUGCUCGGAGGCCGGCGGGCCAAGCCCAGGGGGUCCUGGGGAUCCCGGGGAAGGACCUAGGACGGAAGGCCUAGUGAGCCGGCGGCUUCGGGCCUACGCAAGGCGCUACUCCUGGGCUGGGAUGGGUAGAGUGAGGCGGGCAGCUCAGGGUGGCCCAGGCCCUGGGAGACGGCCAGGGGUCCUAGGUAUUCAGCGCCCAGGCCUGCUUUUCCUACCAGACCUGCCUUCAGCCCCCUUUGUGCCGCGGGACGCCCAGCGGCACGACGUGGAGCUCCUGGAAAGCAGCUUCCCUGCCAUUUUGCGGGACUUCGGGGCUGUGAGCUGGGACUUCUCAGGGACUACCCCUCCGCCUCGGGGCUGGUCCCCACCUCUGGCCCCCGGGUGCUACCAGCUCCUGCUGUACCAAGCAGGCCGGUGCCAACCCAGCAACUGCCGCCGGUGCCCGGGGGCCUAUCGGGCACUGAGGGGGCUUCGAAGCUUUAUGAGUGCCAACACCUUCGGCAAUGCCGGCUUUUCCGUUCUCCUGCCUGGGGCCCGGCUCGAGGGCCGCUGUGGGCCCACCAAUGCCCGGGUCAGAUGCCAUCUGGGCCUAAAGAUCCCUCCUGGCUGUGAGCUGGUGGUCGGCGGUGAGCCCCAGUGCUGGGCUGAGGGGCACUGUCUACUGGUGGACGACUCUUUUCUACACACAGUGGCUCACAAUGGCUCCCCCGAAGAUGGGCCUCGAGUGGUCUUCAUCGUGGACCUCUGGCACCCCAACGUGGCAGGGGCUGAGCGCCAGGCCCUCGACUUUGUCUUCGCACCAGACCCUUGAAGGAAGGUGCUCCCUUCACACACCCAGGCUGGAGAGACACUGCGCUCAGGGACGGCUUGAUGGUAGCCAGGACCUCCUCUCUACUGCGGGGGGUGGGCGGGGGCGGAGGAUGGGAACUGGCUAGUGAGCACUGAAAUAUAAAUUCUGAAUCCUCUCCUAA